Molecule: messenger RNA, 1580 nt
Organism: Rubroshorea leprosula
Lineage: Eukaryota; Viridiplantae; Streptophyta; Magnoliopsida; Malvales; Dipterocarpaceae
Source: the annotation of a GenBank genome assembly
UAGGAAUUUAAGAAAGUAAAGUCAUGGUGUAAACAAUAAUUUUGUAAAUUUUUUGUAUCUACACAUGGCAUCCGGAUUAUAUAUAUUCUGAUAGAAACAAGCCAUAAGGGUCCCAUCCUCCUGCCGCCCCCCCUACCCCAAAUCUUGAUUAUUGUAAUGCUUCCAAUGAUGUUUAAUUUUCCCAUGAUCAUUGUAUUUUAUUUCCACUUAUCCAUACCCCCGCAGGAAAAAGACAUUGUGUGCUGAGGAAGAUUGCAAGAGAUGUGGUAAUCUUGACUUGGAUCAGCCAUGCAUAGGAAAGACAGAUUGCUCGGUUUGUCACUCUAGCAACGGUGUUCUAUGCAGAGCUUGUCUCAAUGUUAGGUAUGGUGAAGAACUGGAAGAGGUGAGAAAUAACAAAAGUUGGAUGUGCCCUUACUGCAUAGAAGAAAAAGGGACAAAGCCCUACUGGAUAUGUAACAGUUCAGUAUGCUUGAAGAACAGAAACAUGGCUCCAACUGGUGUAGCAAUAUUUAGAGCACGGGAGCUGGGAUACAAAUCAGUGGCACAUCUUCUGAUGGACGAGCUUCAGCGAGGAGAGAUGCUUAAUUAGAAGUUGAGAAUGAAACGAUCCUCUAAGACUGUUGUUAGCAACGGAAUAGUUCUUGCUUCUACCCUAUGGCUAUUUUGAUGUUGCUGACAAUUGAAGUGGAAACUUUGACAUUGUAAAUAAGGAGUGUAGUAAAAAAACUCGCAAACAAAUGUCAACAUUCAACGCUUAUAUAUAUGUAUAUCGACUUGUUUAACAUGAUCAUCUAAAUAUUGUGAGUUAAUUAACUAAGCAUUUAUGGGAUAUCCUUUUGCUGUUAAGAGCUAGGGUUAGGAUUUCCUCUUUUCCUAACGCGUUAAUCCCUUCCUUCAGGAUUUCUCCCUUCCAUGGGAGUUUCAUUCUAUUUUUCCUCUCAUCUUUUCUUUUAUCUGUUGCUGGUUGGUUUGUUAACCACGAUCAAGGAAGAUGGUUAUGGAUCUAAGACUGCAGAGCGUGGAACGGUUAUGGGUGGCAACCUUGACGGCUGGCUUCUUGGAGGACUUCUGAUUGAGGGCGCAAUCAAGGAUGGCGGAUUAUCGGUAGCGGGUGUGAUUCAGGGAGGCGGGGUUCUGUUUGUUCCGAAUCAUAUCGUGCAAGGGACGGGCGGUCAGUGGUUGCGCUGUGGGCCUAAUCAUGCUACCUUCGGGCAGCCGCCUGGUUUAUUGGCGGAGAGAAGAAUAUUUGAAGAGGGCUCAGUGGAGAGAAGGGAUGGCUUGGGCCUGAUGAUGGAAUUGCUAGGUGUCAUCCGAGGAAGGAUCCACGGAUUCUCUUUGGUGGCUCCUAUGGAGGAUAUUAUUGGUCCCUCUCCAGGAUAGUCCUUGUUGAAGACAUCGGUAUGUAGUGGGCAGGCAGUGUUACAUGUCGAUUUUACUGCUUUCCCCCUGAAUCCUGUGGUGCAGAUGGGAUACUUAGCAGCUCUAGAUGCCCAAGGGGUAAUUAUCUAUUCACACAGCUCUCUGUAGCCGCUCCCAUGAUCAAUACCUACAAAUUGCAAUAGAUGGCCAUUUGUUUC